Schistocerca americana (American grasshopper) is the source of this 738-nucleotide messenger RNA. RefSeq names its product PE-PGRS family protein PE_PGRS17-like. The transcript is spliced from 2 exons. The coding region runs from base 1 to 738 and encodes 245 amino acids. Lineage: Eukaryota; Metazoa; Arthropoda; Insecta; Orthoptera; Acrididae. The record is from RefSeq and is a predicted model, not a curated record.
AUGGAUUUGUGGGGACAGCGGGCGCUGGCGGCGGUCAGUGGCAGCGCAACCCUCCAGCUAGAGCGGGCGACGCGUGUCGGGAGGCUGCCGCCUGCUGCCGCUGCCAGAAAGGGUUUCGGUGUUUGGCCGGCGGGCGGCGCCGCCUAUCGGAAUGUCACAUCUGCGCCCGGGAAGGGCCGUCCAUUUGUCUCGGGCCGGGCCGGGCCGGCUGCUUUAUGUAAGUCGGGGCUGCCCCAAAUGGGACUCCGCUCGUGUAAUGGGGCGCCGCCGGCUCCCAUCUCAAUCACGGGUCAGUCGUCGCUAAUUGCUCCGGGCGGGGGCGGGGGUGGGGGCGGCGCUGCCUCCUUGACGGGGGCGGCGGCAGCGCCAGAAGGCUUCCUGGGAAUCUCCCGAGUCGUGGGAGGGCGGGGGCGGGGGUGGGUGCUAGGCGACUGCUGGGCGCCCGGCUCCCUAAUGGAGGUGUCGCGUAGCGGGCCAAAUGGAGUUGUGGUGUCAGCCGGCCGCGGCCACCAGCCAGCAGCCACCAGCCAGCAGGCGCCAGCUCUUUCUCUACCUGCUGACGCCGACGCCCCUGCACCUCCAGCAGCUGUGCGCCCGGACGUAGGACAGUGGCCGUUCGCCCCCAGGCAGCCGCGGCGAGUUCUUAUUCCAAAUUCUGCUCCUCUACUGACGGUCAAGGCGCGUAAGAGUCGUCAUCUUCAUGCACCAGCACGCUACACAGCUCGCUACACAAACUAA